This is a messenger RNA of Ornithodoros turicata, 462 nucleotides long. RefSeq names its product intraflagellar transport protein 27 homolog. Gene Ontology annotation, molecular function: GTPase activity; GTP binding. The transcript has 5 exons. Lineage: Eukaryota; Metazoa; Arthropoda; Arachnida; Ixodida; Argasidae. The coding region runs from base 73 to 462 and encodes 129 amino acids. The record is from RefSeq and is a predicted model, not a curated record.
UCGACAGUGGGGAAGACAUCGCUGGUGCAAGUUUUUGCUCAUGAUCGUUCAUAUUUCUCCAAGAAUUACACCAUGGAACUGUACAUCUACGACUCUUCCGGAAAAGACCUUUAUCUGGACAUGAUGCAAGAACUUUGGAAGGAUGCUGCUCUAGUGAUUGCGGUCUUUGACGUUACAAGUGAUCGAUCUCUUGAGCACAUAUCCGGCUGGCUAUCAAAGUUAGAGAAAAGUGCGCCCCUGAGUUCCCUAACUGGUGUCAUUGUGGGAAGCAAGACGGACCUCAAAGAACGGCGAGUUGUCUCGUCGAAGAAAGGACAGGAGACAACAAAGAGCUUCAAUUUCCAGUACUUCGAAUCUUCAGCCAAAGAAGCUGAAGGUGUUGAAGAACCUUUUUUCUACCUUGCAAACGAGUGGCACAAGCUGUGUACGGAGAGAGCAGAAAGCUUCAGAACCGUGAUAUGA